UUCUUCCUUCGGUGUUGGGUGCGCUCUGGAGAUAACCAAUCAGAUCAGCUCUAUCUCGGUCCGGAAGCUGUGUUGUUUACAUUUUCCAAGAUGGCGGCGGGAAUGUAUUUGGAGCAUUAUUUGGACAGCAUAGAAAACCUGCCCUUCGAGUUGCAGAGGAACUUUAAUUUGAUGAGGGAUCUAGAUCAACGCACAGAGGAUCUUAAAGGCCAGAUAGACUCUCUGGCUAAAGAAUACACUGCCAAUGCCCGGACUCUCUCCUCUGAGCAAAAGCUGUCCAUACUGAGGCAGAUCCAGCAGUCAUACAGUAAAUGCAAGGAGUUUGGAGAUGACAAGGUGCAGCUGGCCAUGCAGACCUAUGAAAUGGUGGAUAAACACAUCAGACGUCUGGACACGGAUCUGGCUCGGUUUGAGGCUGACCUGAAGGAAAAGCAAAUCGAGAGCACAGACUAUGAUUCCACCUCUAGUAAGGGGAAGAAAGGAGAUUCCAGGCAAAAGGAGAAGAAGGCAGCUAAAACGAGGUCUAAAGUGAAGAGUUCAGAUGAAGACAGCAGUCCUAAGAGUGCACAGAAGAAAGUGAAACUCCUUCAGCCAGGAGAAUUCAACAGCCCUUCUUCCAACUUUGGGAAUGUGCACCCAUCCGAUGUGCUGGAUAUGCCAGUGGACCCCAACGAGCCCACCUACUGCCUAUGUCAUCAGGUCUCCUAUGGCGAGAUGAUCGGCUGUGACAACACUGAUUGCUCCAUUGAGUGGUUCCAUUUCGCAUGUGUGGGGCUGACAACCAAACCGAGAGGCAAAUGGUACUGUCCACGGUGCUCUCAGGACAGAAAGAGGAAGUGAGAA
This is a messenger RNA of Pundamilia nyererei, 843 nucleotides long. It is a transcript of the gene ing4, whose product is annotated as inhibitor of growth family, member 4. The transcript has 8 exons. Lineage: Eukaryota; Metazoa; Chordata; Actinopteri; Cichliformes; Cichlidae. Gene Ontology annotation, cellular component: nucleus. The coding region runs from base 91 to 840 and encodes 249 amino acids. The record is from RefSeq and is a predicted model, not a curated record. Gene Ontology annotation, biological process: positive regulation of apoptotic process; regulation of DNA-templated transcription.